UGUACAUAGAUUUAUUUCAUAUGUGUUUCUUUAAUUGAGAUGAUGGUUUGCUGCUAGGUUUUCACAAUUCAAGCAGUGGAAAAUGGAGCUGCUGCAGACCAUGGUCCUUUGUUGAAAUAUUGGAGUAUUUAUUCGGGUUUGGCACUCAUAGAGUACUUUCUUGAAUUUAUCAUCGAUUGGCUUCCAUGGGAUCUAGUAAUGGCGGUUAUUAACGUGUUUCUAGUUAUACCUCACUUCAACGGAGCUGAGCUGGUAUAUCAGCAAGUGAAGGCAAAACUUUUAGAAACAAAUCCAAGCUCAUUGCUGUCGUAUUCACCACCAUUUUUGAACAAUCUCUUAAAGGACCAACUUGGCAUCAUGGAAUCUUUAGGGAAGUUCCUCAAUUCAGCACUGCAGAGUAUAACAUCUGUUUUGGGGGGUAGUAGUAGUAGGGAACCAUUGAGUAGAGAACCAUUGAUUCAAUCUAAUGAAUUCAGAUCCAUGUCCGCAAGGCCGAACACCCACUACCAGAAUCCUCAAAGUUAUGACGCACCAGAAGGUGAAAAUAGCGGCGCACUAAGGUCUAGGUCCUAUUCCAUGAGAAAUCCUACUGUCAAUUUUGAUUCCAACCAGGACUCACAUUUGGACAACGGGGCUUCUAGGUCCCAAUCCAUGAGGUACACUAGUUUUAACAGGGAAUCGGAUUCUACAAACGAUAACUCGCAGUCAGAUGAUGGCAGAACUAGUGGUAGGCUGAAGACUGUGCCAUUGAGAGGUGGUGAUUACCCAGACAGCAAAUUCAAAGAGCCUAAAGCAUCAAAAGAACGCGAGAUCAAAUUUCGCAGGUGGGGAAAGUCCAAGAAUAGGCCAUAGGGUAAAAUGGUGAUAAACUUGCUGUGUAAAUACACUCGUGAUAUCCACGAACAACUUGGUUGAUUGACGGUCACUACGUGCAAACAGUUUAGUUUUAUUUAUUUUUUAAGCUUUUAUUAUGUCAACAGGUUGAAAUAAUCUGUAGCUCUAUGAUUAUUUUAUUUUGUAUAUUUCAAGAUUAUGUUAAGAUUUAAAUCUAUG
Messenger RNA from Papaver somniferum (opium poppy), 1053 nucleotides. RefSeq lists its product as uncharacterized. The record is from RefSeq and is a predicted model, not a curated record. The transcript has 3 exons. Bases 199 to 852 code for a protein of 217 amino acids. NCBI's taxonomy places the organism in Eukaryota, Viridiplantae, Streptophyta, Magnoliopsida, Ranunculales, Papaveraceae.